Molecule: messenger RNA, 1209 nt
Organism: Paramecium primaurelia
Lineage: Eukaryota; Ciliophora; Oligohymenophorea; Peniculida; Parameciidae
Source: the annotation of a GenBank genome assembly
AUGUAUUUGGUAAAUAAACAUGAAAAAUCUCCAAAAUUGUUAGCCAUAUAUAUUGAUAUCAUCAUAAGAAGAGAGAAAGGAGGAAUGGAAAUAGAAAGUGAUAAAAGGUUGACCUAAAUUGUUUCUCUCUUUAAAUUACUUUAUCAACGAGAUAUUUUUUUUAACCAUUAUCACAAACUAUUAUCCAAAAGAUUGCUCAAUCAAUAGAUUUAAAAUCUCUAAUUAGAGAAGUAACUUAUUUAAAAAUUCAAGGGCGAAGUUGGUACAAAUGUUCUGUAAUAUUUUUAAUUAUUCUUAGAACAAAAUUAUCUACCAUGAUUCAAGAUAUUGAAUUAUCAAAUAGAUUUAACAUUAAUUAAUCAAUCAGCAAAAAUAUCCAAUUUGACUUAAAUGUGGUUUUGCUUACUGAUGGGUGUUGGCCUAUUACUAAUAUUUAAGAUAAUAUCAUUAGGCCACUUAAAAUUUAGAAUAUUUUGGAGUAUAGAUUUACUUAUUGUUUUUUAGGAAUUACGAAAAAAUUUUUGAAGAUCAAAACAAAGGAAGAAUACUCGAAUGGUACUUUAAUUUGGGACAGGGAGAAUUGAUAUAUAAAAUGUAAACAGAAAAAUACUUCUUGAAUGUGAAUACAAUGUAAAUGAUUGCUUUCCUUUAAUUCAAUAAAGCAGAUUCAUUCUCUAUCAAAUAAAUCUUAGAUAUGACUAAUAUUGAUAAGUAAAUUUUAGAAAAUUCAUUGAUCCCUUUUGUUUGUAUGAAGAUAAUAACGAGAGAAAAAUAGGACAUUGAAGAUUUUUCAGAUGAAAAUGAAGUUCUAAAAUUAAACAUGAGUUUCACAAAAAGGGCCAAAAAAAUUAAAUUAUUGCCCAAUUACAAGAUGUAGCCAAAAAGAGCUGUAAAAUCAAUAAUUGAAAUUUUUAGAAUAAUGACACUGAGGAAAAUGAGGAAAAUGAGGAGAAUUAACAAUCAUACAAGCAAAGGGAAUUAGUUGUGGAUUCUUAUCUCGUAAGAUUGAUGAAAAUAAAAAAACAAUUAAUCAUCAUGAAUUACUAUAAAAUUGUUAAUCUAUGAUCUCUAUUUUUAGACCAGAUUAAUAAUUCAUCAAAAAUAGAAUAGAAAGUUUGAUUGAGAGAUCCUACAUAGUAAGAGAUGAAACAGAUUUGUAUUUAUUAAUUAUCUAAAUUAUUUAGGAAUGUUUAUCAUUAUCAGAAUUGA